AUGUCUUCAGAGACUCCUCUGACUAGUGUGAUGAGUGAUGGUUCGAUAGAAGAAUACUGGGUUACUAAUACUUCAAACGGGACAGAGCAAUGGACCUUAGCUCCUCUUCCAGAUCACUUCAGGAAGGUUCCAUGGCCUCAGCUUACUGUAAUGAUUGUCGUAUUGGUCUUUGGAGUGGUAGCUAAUCUCUCCAUCAUCUUCAUUGUCCUCAAGAAUAAACGUUUGCGAUCAACACCGAACAUCAUCGUGGUCAACCUCACCGUUGGUGACUUACUCUGUCUUGUGGUCAAUCUGCCUCUCAUCAUUGACUACCAUUUCCGAUAUGAGAGGAAUUGGGUGUUUGGUCAGUUCAUGUGCAAGUUUGCCCACAGCAGUAUGGUAGCCAGUGGGUGCAUCACUGUGUAUUCGCUGAUGGCCUUAGCCAUUGAGCGAUAUCUGGCCAUUGCCUGGCCUUGGCGUAACCGCGACAGUAGCCGAUGCGUCAAGAUGUCUCGAAACUGUUUCCUGGGUCCGACCUGGCAGAUUGUCCUGAUGAUUUGGGUUGGAGCAUUCCUCGUGGGAGCUCCUAUUUGGUACACAGCACAGGUGUAUGUCUACUACGAUGACGUGAACGUGUGUAUGUUUAUCAACCAUGGUCAGCUGGUCGCACAGGUUUACAAAGUAUUUCGUCUCUUGGUUGCUUUCCUCAUCCCUCUGGCUGUGAUAAUCGGCGCCCAUACGUUGACUGCUUAUGCCCUGAUCAAGAGUGUCCGAGAGCCAGUCUUCGGAGGAAACCCACAGGUUUCACCAACCAACCGCCAGACCCCACGCGUACGAUCACGAGUAAAGCUAGCUAUCGUCAUCACAGUUCUAUCUGCGAUGUUCUUCAUCGCUUGGUUGCCCUUCUAUCUCUUCAGCAUCUGGUUCCAAUUCUAUUACAGUGAGAUAUUCGAGACCUACGCCAUGCUGGAAUUUUUCCGCUGGAAAGAUGUCCCAAUCUACAUGCUGAGUUGCUUAAACCCCGUUGCGCUUUACAUUCUGAGUACGCGGUUCAGACACCAGUUGUUCAAUGAUAUCUUCUGUUGCUUUGGGGAUCGAAGAUUUGCUUGGAAGCCAUCAGAGACAUUUAGCUCAUUGAAGGGAUCCUUCUUUACUGCCAGUACCUUCAGAAGCCGGUCACAUUUUAACAGGAGAUCCUCAUCAUGCCGCUACGAUCAGGGGACACCGGUAGCAGCAUCCUCUGAAGAACUUUAA
This is a messenger RNA of Lytechinus pictus (painted urchin), 1233 nucleotides long. RefSeq names its product gastrin-releasing peptide receptor-like. Gene Ontology annotation, cellular component: plasma membrane. The transcript has a single exon. Gene Ontology annotation, biological process: G protein-coupled receptor signaling pathway. Bases 1 to 1233 code for a protein of 410 amino acids. NCBI's taxonomy places the organism in Eukaryota, Metazoa, Echinodermata, Echinoidea, Temnopleuroida, Toxopneustidae. Gene Ontology annotation, molecular function: neuropeptide receptor activity. The record is from RefSeq and is a predicted model, not a curated record.